This is a messenger RNA of Pipistrellus nathusii (Nathusius's pipistrelle), 2094 nucleotides long. The record is from the annotation of a GenBank genome assembly. NCBI's taxonomy places the organism in Eukaryota, Metazoa, Chordata, Mammalia, Chiroptera, Vespertilionidae.
AUGGGAGGUGUGGAUGGUGAGGGGUGCCGCACGCCCGGAGCCGGGGGUCUGUGUCAAGAGCGGCGGGGUCUGCAGGAGGCGAGAGAGACGGGCACUGCUUUCCCCACAAUGGCAGAGAUGGCUGAGAUGGCCGAGAUGCUGACACAGAUAUCACCAAGGGCGGUGGAGAUGGCCACAGAGGUGACCGAUAUGAAACCUGAGGAAGCCCUUGCCUCAUCUCUCUUUUUCCAGCACCACCAGUUCAUGUGCUCUGAAUGUGGCAACCUCUACAAUACCCUGGAGGAGGUCAUCUCCCACCAGGAUCAGCAUGUGCCCACUGGCAUAGAGGAGGAGGUGCUGACCACCCAGGACGCUGGCCUGGAGCCAGAGCUAGUGCCAGGUACUGAGGAUGGGCCUUUCCAGUGUGGUGAGUGCAGCCAGCUCAUCCUCUCCCGUGAGGAGCUCCUGGCCCACCAAGACUCCCACCUGCAGGCGUCUGCGAGCCAGAUCCAGUACCAGUGUGGCGACUGCCAGGAGCUGUUCCCCUUGCCCGAGCUGUGGGUGGCUCACCGGAAGGCCCAGCACCUUUCUACUGCAGCAGCCGGACCACCAGUGCUGCCGCCUCCCCCGCCCCCUCCCUCAGCACCACCACCUCAGUCUCCUGCUCCACCUGGAGUCAAGAUGGAUCCCUAUGAGUGUCCUGAAUGCUGUACCCUCUGUGCCACCCCUGAGGAAUUCUUGGAUCAUCAAGGCACACACUUUGACUCCCUAGAGAAAGAGGAAUGCAAUGGGCUAGAGGAAGAUGAGGAUGAAGAAGACGAUGAGACAGAGGAGGAGGAGGAGGAGGCAGCGGCAGCGGCGUUGGCCUCAGAAGUUGGUGACAGUGCUAUAGAGGGCGACAAGUCCACAGAUGCCCAGACCCAGAACUGUGGAGAUUGUCCCCAGCACUGGACCUCAGCAGGGGCACGCCGACGACACCGGCGUGCAUCCCAUGGCCCGGCAUCAGCAACCCACCCCUUCCGCUGCAGCCAGUGCCAACGCAGCUUCAGCUCAGCAAACCGGCUGCUGGCUCAUGGGCGGGCCCAUGUUGGCGGCACACACGAGUGUACCACCUGCUUCAAGGUCUUCAAGAAAGCAGCUUCGUUGGAACAGCACCUGCGGCUGCACCGCGGGGAAGCCCGCUACCUCUGCGUGGACUGUGGCCGUGGCUUCAGCACAGAACUCACCUUGGUGGCCCACCGGCGGGCCCACACCGCCAACCCAUUGCAUCGCUGCCGCUGCGGCAAGACAUUCAGCAACAUGACCAAGUUUCUCUACCACAGGCGCACCCACGCCGGCAAGAGCGGGGUGCCCCCCCUCACAGCAGGAGCCUCCCUGACUCCAGCUGAGCCCAUGCCCCCACCACCGCCCCCUACCCCGCCUGCCCAGCUUCCCUGCCCACAGUGCUCCAAGUCCUUCGCCUCGGCCUCCCGCCUCUCUCGGCACCGGCGGACAGUCCACGGGCCCCCUGAGCGGCGACACUGCUGCGGGGUUUGUGGCAAGGGAUUCAAGAAGCUGGUCCAUGUGCACAACCACCUGCGGACGCACACGGGCGAGAGGCCCUUCCAGUGCCACUCCUGUGGCAAGACCUUUGCUUCUCUGGCCAAUCUCAGCCGCCACCAAUUGACCCACACAGGCGUGCGCCCCUACCAAUGCCUGGACUGCGGUAAGCGCUUCACACAGAGCUCCAACCUGCAGCAGCAUCGGAGGCUGCACCUGCGGCCAGUGGCCUUCGCUCGAGCGCCCCGCCUCCCCAUCGCCGGUCUCUACAACAAGAGCCCCUACUGCUGCGGGACAUGUGGCCGCUGGUUCCGCGCCAUGGCAGGCCUGCGCCUGCACCAGCGGGUCCAUGCUCGAGCACGGACGAUGACACUGCAGCCCAGAUCACCACCUCCCGCCUCACCCCCACCCACCCAGCCUCAGCAGACGAUCAUGUGCACUGAGCUCGGGGAGACCAUCGCCAUCAUCGAGACAUCCCAGCCGCUGGCACUUGAGGACACGCUGCAGCUGUGCCAGGCGGCACUGGGGGCCAGUGAAGCGAGCGGGCUGUUGCAAUUGGACACAGCCUUCGUGUGA